AUGGAUGUGCAGACGGAGAACAAGGAUCCUCCACCACCAUCCGAGACGCAGCCCAGCGGGAAAAUCAGAAAGGGUUUCAAGCUGUUUGGGAAACGCAAGCCUGGUAACAUAUUUUCUAUUCGAAGCAAGAGCGAGAGCAACAACAAGUCCCCACUGCACCGGAGCAAGACUCUGGAUGUGCCAGAUUCUGCUGCUAAUGACUCAGAGGGGGAAAAGAUUGAAGGAGACGAGGAGCAGGGAGAGGAGGGACCACUGGGCGAAGAUGGCGUGCUGGCGGCCGCUCCUGCACGAGCAUCCAUCUCCUCUGCCUGUUCGGCCAAGUCUCUGGGCUUCCUCUCAAUCCUCAGAGGUGGUCGGAGGGGAACGGGGGACCGUAGAGUGCACACCGUAUCCCAGUCCACAGGGCGCCAGCGCAGGGGCAUCAAGGGGUUGUUUGGAAAUGUAAAGUUUCGCUCAAAGGACAAGGAUGAGAAGGAAGAGGUCCCACCAAGUCCGCUGUUAAUGUCAUCCAGGAGUAACAGCGUGGAAAUCAUCAAAGAGGACCUGACGCUGACCCCCAAAUCGCAGCCACGUUCUCUGGGCAGCCCCGGGACAGAGAGCUCGGACCCCACCAUCCAGAGUCUAACAGCUCAGGACAGCUCAACCACGUCCCCUACCAGAGCUGUGACCCCAGGCAGUGAGCCCAGUGAGUCACUACCUCUCGCGCAGGCCCCCAUGGCUCCCGGUGAGAACAGCCUGAGCACGCUAUUGGCUGACAUCUCCUCUCUCCUCACCUUUGACUCCAUCUCGGGAGGUGGGGACAUCAUGGCGGACGUGGAGGCCGAGUGGGGCAAAGCCAGUGCAGCUCUUUUAAAGCCCCUCUCGUCGCCCUCGUCCUCGGUUUCGCCUCAACACUUCAACUCUGUUCACGCCGCGCUGCCUUCUUCGCCGGCUCCAUCCUCUCCCAUGAAACCCAGCAGCAUCAUCACCACGUUGACCAAAUCCACAACCCCAACCCUUGCCGCCUACGCCACUUAUCUCAUCAAAGACGACAACAACAGAAGUUAA
This is a messenger RNA of Knipowitschia caucasica, 1047 nucleotides long. The record is from the annotation of a GenBank genome assembly. NCBI's taxonomy places the organism in Eukaryota, Metazoa, Chordata, Actinopteri, Gobiiformes, Gobiidae.